Messenger RNA from Anguilla anguilla (European eel), 1778 nucleotides. Its product is annotated as CDP-diacylglycerol--inositol 3-phosphatidyltransferase. Gene Ontology annotation, biological process: phospholipid biosynthetic process. The record is from RefSeq and is a predicted model, not a curated record. Lineage: Eukaryota; Metazoa; Chordata; Actinopteri; Anguilliformes; Anguillidae. Gene Ontology annotation, cellular component: membrane. The coding region runs from base 406 to 1017 and encodes 203 amino acids. The transcript has 6 exons. Gene Ontology annotation, molecular function: phosphotransferase activity, for other substituted phosphate groups.
UCCUAGCUAGUAGGAGAAGAAAUAACUGACGCUGGCCCAGCAGCUAGGGCCAACUGCACCCAAGACCGGUGGCUAGCUAGCUAUACCCACGACAAAUGCGGUGUCACUGGUUAGCUUAAUGCAUUUUUUCAUGGUCAGGACGAUAAUGUUAAGAAGAGAGAAAAUCAUUCCAAACGCAACCAUGUAGAGCAGGUCAUAUACAGCCAAGGCAGAUUAGCUGAUAUUAUAUUUUAUGAGUCAUAUAUGUCAUGAGUACCGCAUACCAAUAGCUAACUGGUUCCCGACUUGUAACUAAAAAUAUCGCUUAUUCAAAAAUUACCCAUUCACUUUCCCAUUGACAAAAUUGCUGAAAACGAGGGGAGUGGCUUGGUGACGUUUUCACUUACAAGGUCUAUAGCUCUGGAAAUGGGACUCGGGGUUUUGCUGUACGUACCCAAUGUUAUUGGGUACAUCCGGGUCCUUCUGGUGCUAAUCUCGUGGAGUGGUUUCGAUAAUCCUGCAGUGUUUGUCCCCUGCUAUGUUGUAUCAAUAAUACUGGAUGGGGUAGACGGCUGGGCGGCUCGCAGGUUAGACCAGACGUCGGAGUUUGGGGCCUGGCUGGACGUGGUGGUGGACAACCUGGGGCGGGGCAUGCUGUGGAGCACGCUGUACAAGUGGGGCUGGCUGGUGUCGGCGGUGGAGUGGUGCGUGUUCGUGUGCAACCACAACGCGCACGGCGCUCAGUGGAAGACCAGCUUCUCGGAGAGCCCCCGGCUGAUCCAGGCCGUCAUGGCCAAAGGUUUUAAGACGCCCACGGGGGUCCUGGCCAUCGGUGGGCUGCACGUCCUGCCCGUGUGGCUGUACGGCUACCAGCAGGGGGUGCUGUCCCGCCCGCUCUGCGUCCCGGAGUGGCUGCAGGUUCUGGGGGUGCUGGUGCUCGCUGGCGGGAGACUGCUCUGUCUCUGUGUGGAGGUGUGGUGUGUCUGGGCUCACGUCCACUUCCUCACCAGAGAUAAGCAGGUAGAGAGGAGAGAGUGACCCAACCGAGGCCGACGCCCACUGCAGUGGCGUGUCCAGACUUUUUUAACUGGGGUGGCCCAUGUGGGGCACUGACUUAUGCAGGGGUGGCGUGGAGCACGAGCACACACGCACGCACGCACACGUCAGUUAAUUUACCAUUUUUGUCUCCACUACACACUACCCAUGUCUACUUUAAUUACUAAUAUUACAGUGCCUUACAUUCCUGUGUUUAACUUAAAAGAUGAAUAGACCUACCAAUCGCAACACAACACAACAGAGUGGCACCAUAGAAAUUCAGUUUUUCCCACAGGAUUUUGUUAGACUAUGGCGGGUGGACCUCAGACCCUCUAGGGGGCUCCGGGGGCAUGCUCCCCCGGAAGAAAAUUUUGUACAUUUUUAAAGUUAAAUGCAUCAAUCUGGUGCACUUUGAGAGCAAAAUUAAGAGGACAGAUCGAUGAAGAACUUUGUGCUCUUGUAAACAAUUUUGUGCUCUAGUAAACAAUUUAAUCAUAAACACACUGGUCAACACAUAAACACAAAAGUCCAUAUUUCAUGCGUGGGGGCCUAUAAUACAGAUUUAUGAUUUAUCUUAUAGGUAGAGGACAUGGUAUUCAUCAACUCUCACUGCCUUUUGUAGCUGACAUUUGUAUUGUACCUCUCCAAAAUGCUUUUUUUGAAUAAAAUGCUUUUUGUCCAUUGUAAAGCAUGUAAAUGAGCCACUUAUGAAAGUUUAAGAUGAAACAUUGCUAUCAGAUUAAAAAAUAAUGUGAAAAUGUUGU